AAAGUUUUGUAUACAUGCAAGCGAAAAGUUCUCACAUUGGACCAUGAAUUUAGGAAAGGAUUUGACCGUUAGUGACCUGGAAGCUAAGAUCAAAACUGACCGGCCAGAUUUAGAAGAAAUAAACAUCGAACUAUAUAGGAAAGAUUUCUUUCAAGAAAAUAAUGUUCUAAUCAAUACUGUGAAUAGCGAUAAACCUGAAAAAAGACAAGGGGUAUGGAUGGACCCGCAAAAAAAAAUUUCUCAAUGCUUUUCCUUGGGGGAAGAAGACUCUGCAUCGCCUUUUCCUCUAGAAGAAGGUAAAAUAGCCGGCUUAAAACCUAUUAACAUCAUCAUAUACCCCCAGGUGGAGUUGGAAAAAAAGCCUCCCUCGGAUAUUGGACUCUAGCGAAUCAGAAAGCAAACUUCGCGCGAUCCCUACAGGAGAUCCGCUUGCGCUGUCCAUUUUCUGAAAUAAUUAGUAUUUUUUUAUCAUGCUAUGUAAUAGUUUUUAUGUAAUGUUAAGCCGGUUCCGGCAACAUUUUUAUUUCAUAAAUAAAGUAUUAUUAUUGUACUGUACAUGAGAAAGGGUCA
Messenger RNA from Rhizophagus irregularis DAOM 181602=DAOM 197198, 570 nucleotides. NCBI's taxonomy places the organism in Eukaryota, Fungi, Glomeromycota, Glomeromycetes, Glomerales, Glomeraceae. The record is from RefSeq and is a predicted model, not a curated record.